Messenger RNA from Zootermopsis nevadensis, 7068 nucleotides. NCBI's taxonomy places the organism in Eukaryota, Metazoa, Arthropoda, Insecta, Blattodea, Termopsidae. The record is from RefSeq and is a predicted model, not a curated record.
CUUACGUCACUCUACUUUUCCUGUUCCAAGGGGAAAGUAGAGUGCCAUUCCCUUCAAGAAGGUCGUUGGGGUAGGACUCAGGUUGUGUUUGGUAAAUUGUGAAGACACUGAAGACGCCUGAGGAUAGGGGCACGUAGUACGUGACCAGGGAGAAAGAUGUGGUCACAUCGAUCAGCCAUGCUAUUAUGGAUAGGAGUAAUAUGGGUUUUGUUAACAUUUCAAAAUGAAGUUGAAGGGAAUGACGUAUGCCCAAUCGGUUUCUUCAGAUGUCUUGAUGGGGAAUGCAUUCAUGAAGCUAAGCACUGUGAUGGCCAUACAGACUGCAAAGAUAACUUUGAUGAAUUUGACUGUGAUGCAGUGACCUGCAAGGAACCAGACUGGUUUCGUUGUCAUACUGGACGCUGUGUGAGCAGUAGUUUACGCUGUGAUGGCAGUGAUGAUUGUGGUGAUUGGUCAGAUGAAGAGGACUGCUCUUCAGUGGAAACACAGCCUGCAAACUGUUCAAAAGAUGAAUGGCGCUGUGUCGACAAUAAUUGCAUUUUGGUGGACUGGGUGUGUGAUGGGAAACAGGACUGCAUGGAUGGGAGUGAUGAACUCCAGGGAUGUACUCUUCACAUGCCCUGUACAGAUGGGUAUUUAUGUGACAAUCAUCACUGUAUUCCACUUACAUUUUUGUGCGAUGGUUCUGAUGACUGUGGAGACAACAGUGACGAAAAACACUGUCCAGGUAACCAUAAUGUGUCCCCUGAAGAAUGUAAAUUGGAACGAAACUUAUUUCUCUGCACUAAUCAGUUAGAAUGUGUGGAAGUUAAAGAGUUGUGUGAUGGUGUGGAGCAUUGUCAUGAUGGCUCAGAUGAGGGUCCUGCAUGCAAUGCAAGUGUUGCAGCUUGCCACACUGCAGGAUGCAGUCAUCGUUGUGCUGCUUCUCCUGAAGGUCCUCUGUGCAUUUGUCAAAUUGGUUAUGAGCUUGUCAACAAUAAAACAUGUGUUGACAAAGAUGAAUGUUUAGAAUAUGGUAUCUGUGAUCAAAGAUGUAAAAAUCUGCAAGGAAGCUACAGCUGUUACUGUGAUGAAGGCUAUGAGCUUGGUCCUGACAAGCACUAUUGCAAAGCUACAGGUGCAGAUGCCUUGCUUCUGUUUUCAUCUACAAAGGAGAUACGUGCUAUGUACAUUCACAAAAAAGUCUAUUACGUGGUUCGCGAAGACCUAGAUCGUGUUGUGGGUCUGUCUUAUGAUGGAGUUUAUGUGUACUGGACAGGCAUUAUGGCUGGAGAGGAAUCAAUUGUACGGAGCAAAGAAGAUGGAUCUCAUAUGGAAAUAAUUGUGGAUGCAGGACUCUAUCGGCCUGAAGAUCUUGCUGUGGAUUGGGUUACUGGCAACAUAUAUUUUAGUGAUUCUGAAGCAAAACGUAUUGGCGUAUGUUCAAAUAAUGGAUCAAGUUGUAGUAUUCUGAUCAAUAAAGAUGUGGACAAACCACGUGCUGUCGUUUUAUUACCAACUGAAGGGUUGAUGUUCUGGUCUGACUGGGGAAAAAUACCUGCGAUUGCUAAAGCUGGAAUGGAUGGAUCAAAACGAACAGCAUUUAUUUCAACACAACUACACUUCCCUAAUGGUCUUGCAGUAGAUUAUCACAAUUCUCGUCUAUACUGGGUGGAUGCUAAACUGCUUGUCAUAGAGUCAAUCAGGCUGGAUGGAACUGACAGAAGGGUCAUUUUAAAGGAUGCUGUGAAGCAUCCAUUUGCAAUUGCAGUGUUUGAAGAUACUCUGUAUUGGUCAGACUGGCAUGGACGUGAUAUUCAAGCUUGCAACAAGUUUACUGGGAAGAAUCAUCGUGUGUUAAUUCGUGAGAAGACCAAAGGCAAUUUUAUUUAUGAUGUCCAUGUUUAUCAUCCAGCCAUGAUGCCAUCGGUUCCAAACCCAUGCCUACAUGCAGAAUGCAGUGAUAUUUGUCUUCUGGCUCCAAAUAAAACCUAUACCUGUGCCUGUGGAGAGAAUAAAAUCCUUGGAGUGGAUAAGCAUACUUGCUAUGAGACAACAAACAAGCAAGAGUUAAUGAUGGCUGCAGCAGGUCAGAAACUUGUUGCUAUUGGUCAUGAGUUUCUGGGAAAACAUGUUAUCUAUGAGAUUUCAUUGACAAGUGUUCAAAGUAUUGGGGCUGUAACUUACAAUACGCUUACAGGUCAUGUAAUUAUGUAUGAUUCUGAUCAGCAAGCGCUUUUCACACUCAGCUUUUGGCCAAAGACAAUUGUACGUCCUUUGCAUAGAGGAAUUGAAAACAUUGACACAAUGGACUUUGACUAUUUGGGAAAUAAUUUAUACUUCAGUGAUGGUGAUGCAGGAACUGUGGAAAUAUUGAGCCUGAAUACAUUUGAAAAGACUAUAUUGCUUCGCACUUCAGCUGGAGAAACGCCUCUUGAUAUUGCUGUUGUCUCAGAGGAGGGAGUAAUGUUUAUAGCAUUUUCACAUGCGUUAUUUGAAGAUUUUAGCCCUCAUAUUGACCGCCUGAACAUGGAUGGCGGAAACCGUCUUCAUGUAAUUGAGAUUAAUGUGAAAGGUCCAGUUCUCUCAUUGUUUUAUGAUCCAGAAUUGCACAGGAUAUUAUGGACUGAUCCAAUAAAGGAGGAAAUUUCUAGUGUGGCUGUGGAUGGUAUGGAUCAGCAUGUAUUCAAGACAGACCUUGGUACUCCUUUUGAUAUUGCAUCACUAACUCAUGAUAUCUUCUGGACAAACUUAGGAUCUUCUUACAUAUAUUGGUCUGACAAAUACUAUAGCCAUAGUAGUUUAAAACGAGUCCUCGUUGAUGUGCAUGGUGUAGAACUGAAAUUGGUAGCAGUUCGUGGUGUCCGUAGUAAACCAGACCAUCGUUGUCACAAACAUAAUGGAGGAUGCAGUCAUAUAUGUGCCGUUUCCCUCAAACGCACAGUGUGUUUAUGUCCAGUUGGACUAAAGCUGAAUCAUGACAAAAGAACAUGUUCUGCACCUAUCCGUUGUUCUGGAGGUAUGUUCAAAUGCAAGAGUGACAACUUCUGCAUUCCCAGCAUGAUGAGGUGUGAUGGAAAACGUGACUGCCCAAAUAGUGGUGAAGAUGAACUGAACUGUCACUCCAGAAAGUGUUUAGAUAACCAGUUCCGUUGUGAUAAUGGACAGUGUAUUUCAAUUGGUAAAAAGUGCAAUGGUGAUGUGGACUGUUCAGAUGAAAGUGAUGAACUUGGCUGUGAAAAAUGUGGCCAAAAUUUGCAGUUUGAGUGUGCAUCUGGUGACUGCAUUGACAAGAUCUUGCACUGUGAUGGUUCUGCAGAUUGUAAGGAUGGUUCAGAUGAAGAAGACUGUCAUGAAGCAACAUGUCUACCAGAGGAAUUCAGGUGUGAUAUUGGUCAAUGCAUUCCAAAGAAGUGGUUAUGUGAUGGGCAGUCAGACUGUGCAGAUGCUUCAGACGAACAUAAAUGUGCUUCUGUUACAUGUGGAUCUAAGGCAUUUACCUGUAGUAAUGGUCGCUGCAUAGACAAGCAUCUUCUUUGUAAUGGUGUGGAUGACUGUGGAGACAGAUCAGAUGAAGAGCCCUGUAAAAUCACAGAUCUACACCUUCCCGUAACAUCAUGUUAUCCUGGGGAAUUAACAUGCAGUGCAUAUGAAAAUGUAACACUCUGUGUUCCUAUAACAGCUAGAUGCAAUGGUUCAGCUGAAUGUCCAUUGAAAGAUGAUGAGAAAGAUUGUGAAACUUGUCUGGAAUCUGAAUUCCAGUGCUACAAUGGAAAGUGCAUUCAGGAUGACUGGGUAUGUGAUGGAACAAAUGACUGUGGUGAUGAUUCAGAUGAGGACAAUUGUCAUACUCCACCAGUAUCUGAAGGAACUUCUGGUCCAUGUUUCGAGUAUUCCUGCAAUGAUGGGGGAUGUGUUUCAAUGUCCUUUGUAUGCAACAAACAAAAAAACUGCCAUGAUGGUUCAGAUGAGGGUGGUCAAUGUGAUUCAUCAUGUGGCAAAGGAUCACCCUGUGAAGACAUUUGCCAUCCCACACCUCGAGGUCCAAAAUGUAACUGUUCAAUAGGAUAUGUGUUGCUGAGUGAUGGAGCAAAGUGUGGAGAUAUAGAUGAAUGUGAGAGCCAUGAUGCAUGUGCUCAGAUGUGCACUAAUACACGUGGCAGUUUCGUGUGUUCUUGUGAUCCUGGUUUUCAGCUUCGAUCAGAUCGUGUAUCUUGUAAAGCAGCUGGAGAAGCAAUGGAGUUCAUAUUUUCAGCAGGGUAUCAUAUUAGAAAAAUGUCGCGUGACCUUCGCUUCACAGAUGUAGUGUACCCUGACGCUGAACUUCAAGUUACUGGCCUGGAUGUGGACUCAGCACUAAGUAGAGUUUACUGGAGUACAGAUGUAGCAGGAACAAUUUAUCGGCUGUCACUGCUUGGUGGCGAAAGAGUUUAUGUGACUGGUGUUGGAAGUCCAGGUGAUAUCGCUGUUGACUGGGUCACACAAAAUGUAUACUACGUUCAAAAGUCUGCUAUUCAAACAAUAAGAGUGUGCCACUUGGAUGAGCAAAGUUAUGCAAUAGUGACAUAUGUGGAACAUGGUUUUGCUGUAACCAAACUUGCCGUGGAUCCCACUGCCGGAUAUUUGUUUUGGGCAGAGGUAAGCAACUGGGCUUUUGACAAGCCCUCAAGCGAUGUGUUUCGUUCUGACCUUGCUGGCAGAAACAGAAAGCAUCUAUCAAUAAACCAUUUCAUGGUGGCAAGUGGUCUAACAUUCGAUCUGGUGCGGAGAAUAUUAUAUGUAGCUGAUCAACACAGACACACAAUUGAGUGUAUGGACUAUGAAGGAACGGAUAUGCAUACUGUUGUGAGUGGUGAGCAUGUGCAAAAUCCCAUUGACUUGGCCCUGUUUGAAGGAACUCUUUAUUGGUUGAAAGCUGGAACAGGGGAGCUAACCAGUUAUAAAUUAUAUGGACCACGUGAAAGACGAAUUGGAAAACGACAACUGUAUGUUUAUAAUACAGAACAUUUCACAAUCCUGCAGUCAGCCAUGCAACCUACAGUUCCAAAUCCAUGUGCUGACCACUUGUGCACUGAGAUGUGUGUGUUAAAUGCUGGUGGAACUGCUGCCUGCUUGUGUGCUGAUGGAACCAAAGUUGAAAUGAAAGAACUGUGCCCAUUGCCAGAGGAAAUUGAUGCAUUUGGAAGCCCAGUGUUCCAUAACGGUGUUAAUCAAACUGACAAACAAAAUGUACAGGAAACUACAGGCCAUUCAAGUACUGGAGUUAUUGUGGGGAUUAUUAUUGCUGUAAUUGUUUUAUCAUUAGGAGCAUUCUACUACUAUAAAAAGUUUUGGCGCAAAGGAAUAAGGCCAGACUUCAGGCUGCAUUUCAAAAAUCCAGCAUUUGGAAUGCAUACUAGUGAGGAGGAAGAUUUAGAACCACAAAUUUUAGUUCCUGGGCAGCAUCAAUAUACAAAUCCACUUGAGAGUUCUGCUAUUAGUGAGCAUCCUGAGAGUGAAGUAUUGCUUCACUCAUAUGAUAAAGCACAAUCUUCAGUGACUGCACAAAUUCCUCAGCAGCAUGCAGAGUCUGUAGAAUUGGAAGAUGAAACAGAAGAAGUCUUUGUACUUGAUAGCAAAGACAUGACAACACCACUUAUUUCCUGAAUAAUUACUCUUGGCUAAAUAGCAUCAGAGACUAGUAAUUUUUGUAAACCAGUUAGUUCAGAGUAUAUUUUGAUGUAUAUUUAUAAGUUGGUAUUUAUAUUAAUUUAAUGUAUUUUAUGCAUCUGUUAGAAUAGUGUAUAAGGAGACUGAAUUUGUCUGUGAUAUUUUAUAAGUCUCAAAAAUUAUGUUAUAGAUAGAUUUGUAUAAACAUGUAUAUGUACAUAUGUCUGUUCUAUCAUACUAGAGAAAACAUUUUUGCAACUGUUUCUGAUGAAGAUUAAUAUUUUGUAAAAUGCAGAUAUUCACUGUUGGCAAUAACUGACAAUAUAUGUUGAAAAAAAGUAUUUGGAAUUGCUGAUCUUUACCUUGGGAACUAAUCUUACUCUGGAAGAAGGAAUGGUACUGGCUGCCUAUUUGCAUAUUAUGACUGUCCUGUAGUUCCACAAAUCCGAGGGUUUAUAUCUUCAAAAAUUAAAAAAAAUAUUUUUCCUUUCAUUUAUUCAUGCAAUACAUGUGGUGUUUGGAAAGGUUAUAAAGAAGUGUAAAAUGUAUAAAUAUUUGUAGUGAGUUUGAGAAGCUUUGUGUUAAAACUUUGGGAUAAAUAAUUACCCCAUUUACAUUUAAUUUAAAACUGUAUGCUCAAGUUACUCUGUCUUGAUUCAGAACAGUCCCUUGGCAUUAUAAAAAUUUGCUUUGCAUCAUACCUCAAGUUUUCUGUUCUUGGCAGUGAUUUUGUGGCAGCAACAUCGAUAUGAAGGAAGUGAAAGUAGUUUCUGUAAAGCAGAAUACAGGCAAUGUGUAGUCAAAGCUUGGAGCUUUGUUAAAUUUUCUGUGAUCUUUUAACUACAGCUUGAACUAAUGCCAUCUUUAUUUCCAAGCCCUUGAUUAUAUGAAUUCGUAAAGACAAACCCAUAAAGACCUACUACUAUAAUAGGGCUUAUUUAAGAUAGAAACAAUGGCUAUGAUAAAUACUAGCCCUAGGGUGUGGCAGACUGGAGUUUGUUUGAAUAUGACCCACAUUUAACAUGUCACAGGAAAUCUUUUGGUUGCAUUACUAUGUAUUUUCAACAUAUUUGAAUAAUUGAUGUAGUAGAGCCCUCUUCUGCAUUCAGAAAAGCCAGUUUAAUUUUUUUUAUGUGAGAUUCAAGAUCAAGGUAAUAAAAUGCAUACUAAUUCAGCACAAAUGGUUAACAACAGCAUGAUUAAUUCUGUGACAGCAUGAACAUUUCUAGGAAUAUGCUGUUGAGAUGCAUUGCAUCCAGUGGUUAAAGUAUGAAGAUAUUUAAUAUUAAAGUUGCUCUGGAAUGUGAAAGUUCUUGUUCAGUUGCUAUGUGUUGAUUUAAAAUUGUAGAACAAUUUUCAGUGUUAAGAAUGUGUAAAGAAAAAGUUUCUUGUGUGUUAUCCAUCGUCUAAUAAAAUAAUAAAAUUGAACGAUGUUUUGGA